Molecule: messenger RNA, 5130 nt
Organism: Plasmodium vinckei vinckei
Lineage: Eukaryota; Apicomplexa; Aconoidasida; Haemosporida; Plasmodiidae
Product: conserved Plasmodium protein, unknown function
Exons: 1
Coding region: 1-5130 (1709 amino acids)
Cellular component (GO): mitochondrion
Molecular function (GO): GTP binding
Source: RefSeq, a predicted model, not a curated record
AUGUUUUUAAAAUUGCUUUUGUUUUUCACAAUUAAUAUUUGUUUUAUAUACACAAAAUGUAAUUCAUAUUAUAUAAGAAGAAAAUUUUUUGAAAAUUUAUUUUUCUUAAGUUAUAAUUCAAACAAUUUAAAUAACUUUGAUAUAAAUGGUAGUAAGAAAAUAAAAGCUCUUGGUAAAAAGAGAGACUUUUUUACAAAAUUAAAAAGUAAGGAAUAUAAUGAAAGAUAUCAAAAUGGUAGAAGAAAAUAUAAACAUGUAGAUAAGAAAUUUCCAGCGUGUUUUUUUUUAGCUAAUGAAGGGGAAUUAGAUAAGUUGGAUACACAAUAUGAUGAUCAGAACAGUGGUAAAUGUUUUUAUGUUCCUGUAAAAUAUAAAAAUAAAGGGUGUAGCUUAAAUCGAAACAGCCGAAUUUGUUCAGCAACAUUUGAUAGUAUUUUUAAAGAUAAUUUUAAUGAAAAUGAUAGACUAAAAAAAAGUGAAUUAAUAUCAAUUUUAGCAUGUAUAUGUACAAAUAUAGUAAUUCAAUAUUUAAAAAUCAAAGAAGAAAAAAAAACAGAAAAUUUUGAUUACUCCUUUGAUUAUAGUGUUAUGAACAUAUUGAAGUUGGUAAACUUUGAAUAUGAUGUUAAUGAGGAAAUUACGAAAAAAAAAAAAAAAAAAUAUAAAAAAAAAAAAAAUAAGACAAAUGAUGAGCUUGAAGAUGAUGAAUAUGUAGAAGAAGUAAACAUAGAUAUAGACAAUAAAAAUACAAAAGAAGAAGAUGAAAAAUUAAAUGAGUAUAUUAAAAAAUUAGAAUAUAAUACCAUGGAAUUAAAUGAAAUAGAACCAUAUAUCGAUUUAUUUUUUGGAAAAAAAACUUAUAAAAAUAUUUUUAUAAAACAUAAUAUUGAUAUACAAAAAAUACACAAGGUUUUAAAUGAAGCACUUUUUGAUAAAUGUAAAGAAAAGGAAAAUGUUAUACAACUUCAAAAAUUUGUUGAAGAAGAAGAAAAAACUUUAAAAAAAAAAAAAAUUAAUGUAAGAAAUGCAAAAACAUUUAAUGAUUAUAUGCAUAAUUUUAAUGCUUUAGAAGAGAGACGAAAUAUUGAGGAAGUAGAAAACAUACUUUAUGAUGAUGACGAUAUAAGUGAUCUAAUGGAAAAUGAAACUGUAGAGAAUAAAGAUAAGAAGAAAAAAAAAAAAAAAAAAAGAGAAAACAGCCAAAUUGCAAAAUGGAAGAAGGACAAUAAAUAUGGAGGGAAACUCGAGUUAGACCCCUCAAAUGAUGACGAUGGUGAUGGUGGUGAUUAUGAUGAUGAUGGUGAUGAUGAUGAAAGUUGGGAGGAUGUAAGUGAAACGAAUGAAGAUGAGGAGGAUGAUAGUGAAAGGAAUGAAGAUGAGGAGGAUGAUAGUGAAAGGAAUGAAAAUGAGGAGGAUGAAAAUGGACGGAAUGAUGAUGGAGAGGGCGAGAAAAUAAAUUCACUUUCUUACAUUUUAAUAAAAAAUUGUGAUAAUUUAGAGAAGGAAAAAAAGGAAGAUCAAAAAGAAGAUAAAAGUGAUAUAAUUUUAAUAAAAUUUAUUUAUGAUAAUAAGUAUAAAUGUGAAUUUCGAACGGAUAUAGGUGUUAUAGUAUAUGAUGUGGAAAAUUUGAAAAUUUUGGAAAAUCUGGAAAAUUUGGGGAAAAUAAAAAUGAUAAACACAGGAAAAGAGCCUAAUGAUAAUAUUAUUGAUAGUGAUGAAAAAAAUAAACUAAGUGAGGAUAGUCUAAAGUUUAUAGAAAACAUAAAUUUAUUCGAAUUAUAUUCUCUUCCAUAUAAAAAACGAUAUAAGAAAAAACAGAAAAUAAUAAAAGAAAUAAAUAAAAAAAUAAAUUAUGAUAAUAUAGAAGAAAAAGAUAAAAGGGAAUUAUUAUAUACUUAUUUAAGAAUAUGGGAUAAUGAUUUACAUUUUUAUGAAUUAAAUAAGUUUGAUAUUAAAAUGUUCGAAAAAGAUAAAAAUAAUGACAAAGUUGAUGAAAAAAAAAAAUACAAUUUUCUACAAAAUUAUAAUUAUUCAGAUAAAGAAGAGAUAUUAAUUACAAGUGAUAGAUACAACCAAAUAGUUAGUAGCGAAAAAGAUUUAAAAAAAACAAAUAAAAAUAUUUAUGAUUUAUUAAGUAAUGAUGAAAAUUUCUUUAAUAAUGAUUUUAUUUCAUUUAAUUUAAAUAUAUAUAUAAAUAAUAGAAAAGUAAUAAAUAAUAUUGAUGAUUUAAUAAAUACUUUAAAAUCUUUUGACUGUUAUUUUAGUAAAAAUAUUUUAAAUUAUUUAAUAAAAAUAAAAAAAGAAAACAAGGAGUUUUCAUUUUUAUCUUCUAAAGAAUUUUUAAAUAAUUAUACAUUUGAUGAGAAGGAUGAAUUAUUUAGUGUAAACAAAAUUUUAGACAAAUGUAAAGUCGAGAGUAGAUACAUUAAUUUAUUUGGAAAAGAUGAAGAUGGAAAUAUUAAAAGUAAUAGAAUUUCAAAAUUAUUUGUAUUCCCUAUAACAUCAAAAUGUAGAUUAAAAAAAUAUAGGUUUAUUAAAAAUGUUGAGUCAAAUAUAUUUGAUGCUCGAAAAGGGAUAAAUUUUGGUGGUGAAAAAUGGAGGAAUGGGAUUCCUAUUUACUCAAUCAUUGAUGAUAAUAAAAAAAACAAAAGAAAAAAUAGAGAAAAAAGUCUAGAAGAAAAUAAGAAAAAAAAUGAAAAUAGUUAUCUUACAAAUUUAGUGGAAGAUGAGGAUGAUACAGAUUUUAGUAAAAAAAUAGAUAAAGAGUUGAUAGAUUUUGAAAAUUUUAAUAAUAUUAUAAAAUUAAAAGAUGAAAAUAUAGAAGAUAUUGAAAAGGGGGGGGAAAAUGAAAAUAAAGAAUAUAUUGAAAAGGGGGAAAAAAAUGAAAAUAAAGAAUAUAUUGAAAAGGGGGAAAAAAUUGAAAAACCAAAUGUGGUGGAAAAAAAUUAUUUUAAAAAAAUGAUAGAGAAACAAAAAAAAAUAAACGAUUUUUUGAGUUUAGAGAAUAUGAAGGAAAAUAUAAAAAAGCAUAUUAACAUUGUGGAUUUAGAUGGUGCGAUUAAGCAUUUUACAAAUGAAGAAAGGGAAGGUGGGAAAAGCAGAAAGUUUGAUAACGUCAAUAAUAUUAAUGAAGAAGAAAGAGACGAGUUUAAUUACAAUGAGCCCCCAAAUUUGAAUGAAGGAAUAAGUAAAAUGGAGGAAAUCAAACUUGAUGAAUCUAUAAAGAAACUAUUACAAGAUAAUAAUAUGCACAUGCGUAGAUCAGACAUAAUAGGAACUGAGAAUAAGGCGAAUAUUGAAAAAAAAAAAGAAGAAAAAGAAAAAAUUAAUAAUUUUUUUAAGGAUAUGAAAGCAGAGAUAAAAAUAAGCAAUGAUACAUGUGUCGGUUGUGGUAUAUCAUUUCAAACAAUAGAUAAAAAAAGAUUGGGGUAUUUAAAAAAUCAUAUAUAUGAAAAAGUAAUGACUGAUGAAGAAAAUUCAGAUAAAGAUAGUAUACUAAAAGAGAUAUAUGAAGAAAAUGAAAAAGGGAAAAAUGAAAAUACUGACGACAAGUAUAAACUAGAGUUCGAAGAAAUUAUGAAAUCAACAAAGGAGCACAUUCAAAGGCAAAGUGAAACAAAUGAAGAAGGUGCAAAUAGCACAGAAAUGGAGUAUAUAGAAGAAGAACAAAUGAAGGAUAGUCAAAACGAAAUGGUGGAUAACAAGCCGUAUAUAUGUGAAAGAUGUUUUGAUUUGAAAUAUAAAAAUAGCAUAAAAAAUAACUUAAUAAUUAACUAUAGUAAUAACAAUGAAAUAAGUGCACAUGAUUUUGAAAAAUAUGUUAUAAAUAUUUUUAAAAAGAAAUGCUUUAUUAUAUAUAUAGUUGAUAUUUUAGAUUUAUAUAUAUAUUCAAAUUUACAAAAAUUAUUUAAAAUUUAUAAAAAACUUCAUUCAGAUAAAAAAAAAGUUGAAGGGUUUUAUUUUUGUAUUAAUAAAAUAGAUCUACUAAAGGGGUAUAAAGAAUUUACUGUUAAAACGUAUAUUCAUAAUUUUUUGAAAAGCCAUAAAAUAAAUAUAUUAUUUAAUAAUAUAUUUUUAGUAAGUGCAAAAACUGGUUAUAAUGUGAAAAAAUUAAUUUACACUGCCUAUAUGCGAAGUAAAAAUGCCUUUAUGAAAAAAAAAAAAAAAAAAAAAAAGGAAGACACUGAAGAAGUUGACGAAGAAAAUGAGGAGGGUAUGGAGGAAGAAGAUAAAGAAAUUGGAGACGAUAAUGAAGAAUAUAAAGAAAUUGGAAACCAUAAUGAGGAAUAUAAAGAUUUUAUGAGUGAAUUAUAUGAAAAUGAUGAGAAUAAAAAAAUAUUAGAAGAAUAUGAAAGAAAGACAAGAAAAAAAAAAAAUCCUAAAAAUGUGAAUUUAUAUAUAGUAGGGAAUGCAAAUAGUGGUAAGUCUACACUUAUAAAUUAUUUACUAAAAAGUUUAAAAAAAGAAAAAAAUAUGAAUAAUGGUUUUAACAAUUUUUUAAUCAGUAGCAGUAUUAUACCAGGUACAACAUUAAAAAAUAUAAAAAUAAAAUUAAAUAAUAAUUUAACGAUAAAUGAUACUCCUGGUAUAAUUUCAAAUAAUUCGAUUUUGUCUUAUUUAAAUUUUGAUGAGAUGAAAUAUGUAGUUUGUACAAAAUUAAAAAAAAAAAUUCCUUCAAUUUAUAUUAAUGAAAAUGAUUAUAUAUUUAUUGGUGGAUUAGUAUAUAUUAAUAUUUUAAAUAUAAAAAAAUAUUAUUCUAUAAUGUCAUUUUUUAUGUCUGAUAAAAUUCCAAUUAUAAAAAGAAAAAGAUUUUCAAAAGAUCCAAAAGAAUUUCUGAAGAAGAGAAUCCAAAGUGGAUAUCUUUAUCCACCAUUUACAGUUGACAGAUUUAAUGAAAUUAAUGAUUUUAAAAAAUGUUAUUUUAAUAUAAAUAAUCCAUAUAUAAAUAUAGAUAAUAGUAGUUAUGAUAUUCAUAUUCAAGGGUUGGGGUGUAUUACUUUUUAUUCUUUUCAAAAUCUUGAGUUUGAUUUAUAUACACUGAAAAAUGUUGAUGUUAUUGGAAGACCUUCUUUAAUGCCUUACCACAAAAAAUAUGGAAUGCUUGAUUUUUCAGUAAAAAAGAAAACAUAA